Acanthosepion pharaonis is the source of this 1170-nucleotide messenger RNA. NCBI's taxonomy places the organism in Eukaryota, Metazoa, Mollusca, Cephalopoda, Sepiida, Sepiidae. The record is from the annotation of a GenBank genome assembly.
AUGUAUUCCUUCUCUAUCUGUCACUCUUUUAUGUGUUCAUUCUUUCUCUCCCUCCCCCUUAUGUGUCCUUUUCUAUCCGUCUCACACGAAUGUGUCCAUUCUCUAUUUAUCUCUCUUAUGAGGUCCCUUCUUUUCUCUCUUCUGUGUCACUUUCUAUCUAUCUCUUUAUGCGUCCCUUCUUUUCUCUCUCAUGUGUCCCUUCUCUCUCUUUCUAAUGUGCCCUUCAACAUCUCUCUCAUGUAUUCCUUCUCUAUCUGUCACUCUUUUUAUGUGUUCAUUCUCUUUCUCUCCCUCUCCCUUAUGUGUCCCUUUCUAUCCGUCUCACACGAAUGUGUCCAUUCUCUAUUUAUCUCUUAUGAGGUCCCUUCUUUUCUCUCUUCUGUGUCACUUCUCUAUCUAUUUCUUUAUGUCCGUCCCUUCUUUUCUCUCUCAUGUGUCCUUCUUCUCUUUCUAAUGUGCCCUUCAACAUCUCUCUCAUGUAUUCCUUCUCUAUCUGUCACUCUUUUAUGUGUUCAUUCUCUUUCUCUCCCUCCCCCUUAUGUGUCCCUUUUCUAUCCGUCUCACACGAAUGUGUCCAUUCUCUAUUUUCUCUCUCUUAUGAGGUCCCUUCAUUCUCUCUCUUCUGUGUCACUUCUCUAUCUAUCUCUUUAUGCGUCCCUUCUUUCUCUCUCUCAUGUGUCCCUUCGCUCUCUUUCUAAUGUGCCCUUCAACAUCUCUCUCAUGUAUUCCUUCUCUAUCUGUCUUUUUAUGUGUUCAUUCUCUUUCUCUCCCUCUCCCUUAUGUGUCCCUUUUCUAUCCGUCUCACACGAAUUUGUCCAUUCUAUUUAUCUCUCUUAUGAGGUCCCUUCUUUCUCUCUCUUCUGUGUCACUUCAUAUCUAUUUCUUUAUGCGUCCCUUCUUUUCUCUCUCUCAUGUGUCCCUUUCUCUCUUUCUAAUGUGCCCUUCAACAUCUCUCUCAUGUAUUCCUUCUCUAUCUGUCUUUUUAUGUGUUCAUUCUCUUUCUCUCCCCCCCCUUAUGUGUCCCUUUUCUAUCCGUCUCACACGAAUGUGUCCAUUCUCUAUUUAUCUCUUAUGAGGUCCUUCUUCUCUCUCUUCUGUGUCACUUCUCUAUCUAUCUCUUUAUGCGUCCCUUCUUUCUCUCUCUCAUGUGUCCCUUCUCUCUCUUUCUAA